This is a messenger RNA of Nematolebias whitei (Rio pearlfish), 1444 nucleotides long. RefSeq names its product BCL2 interacting protein 4 (gene bnip4). The coding region runs from base 129 to 704 and encodes 191 amino acids. The transcript has 6 exons. NCBI's taxonomy places the organism in Eukaryota, Metazoa, Chordata, Actinopteri, Cyprinodontiformes, Rivulidae. Gene Ontology annotation, biological process: mitochondrial outer membrane permeabilization; positive regulation of apoptotic process. Gene Ontology annotation, cellular component: mitochondrial envelope; nucleus; mitochondrial outer membrane. The record is from RefSeq and is a predicted model, not a curated record.
AACACAACGUUGCGUCAUUGUUAUUGUGGCUGUGGAAGCUACGACAGCUCGCGGACUUUUCGCCAUCAUUUCACCGUCUCUUUAAAAAAAAUAAAAUAAAAGUGCGAACCCGAAAACCUUGUAGAGUAAUGUCGCUUCAGAGGGACGUUUCGUCUGACGGGAGUUUGCAAGGCUCCUGGGUGGAGCUGCACUUCAGCGGGAACGGCUCUCAAGGUCCAAGUCAUCGAGGCAGCCAGGAGCAGAUCUCCACGUCCGGCCAGGAGGGCGACGUGGAGAAAAUGCUGCUGGACGCACAGCACGAGUCAGGCAGAAACAGCUCCAAGGGAAGCUCUCAGUGCAACAGCCCACUGAGAUCACAGACCCCCCUUUUUCUGUGGAAAGGCUCAGAGGGAAACAGCUCACAGUCUGAUGAAGACUUCCAAGAGAGAAGACGGGAAGUAGAAAACAUCAUGAAGAAAAACGCUGACUGGAUCUGGGACUGGUCCAGUCGACCUGAGAACAGUCCACCAAAGGAGUUCCUGCUGAGGUACCCCAAGCGCUCAACCUCUCUCAGCAUAAGAAACACCAGCGUCAUGAAGAAGGGAGGCGUUCUCUCUGCUGAUUUUCUGAAGCUUUUCCUUCCCUCAUUAAUCAUUUCUCACAUACUUGCAGUUGGCAUCGGGAUAUAUAUUGGCAAACGCCUAACAUCCCAUCACACCUACUGAAGAGAUGUUAGGACCGCUGCACAACCAGCUUGGCAUGCCUUAAAACGGGACCUGAAGACUGAGGGGAGAUGAUGUGCAGUUUUGACUGAGUGCCCCACACCAAUAAGGAGGUUCAAGACCUCUCGUUGCUGUGUUGUUGCCUCUGAACACAUCAGUGACCAGUCCACUGCUUCUUGCUGUAGUUCCUGUCCUGGAGAUUUCAGUUUUGCUGCUUACUGCACCUUAAAUCUGCACGUUGGGGAGAACUUCUUUUAAUUCACCUUUGUGAUUGAACUAAAAUGGGGUUUGAUUGUUUUGCUGUCAAAUAUUUUUGAUUACCUGCGGAAGAAGGAGAUGCGUGUGUGCAAGGAAUCACGUCCAAUAAUGACUUCCAAUUUGUACAUUAAAUCGUGACUGUAUAGUUAAAUAUUAGCCUGAUUAGUGCUCAUUUGUUCAGGAGAUAGAAUCACUGACAGCCUGAUAGUUUUACCAAUGAGAGCUUUGCAAUAAAAGGAAAGGAAUAGCUGCGGAUGAACACAAUUAAAAUUUUAUUGAACUUUGGUCAAAAAUAAUAAACAAGUGAAUACAUUGCCACCAUGUUAGGAAUCAAUGGACAAAGACAAUGCGUUGUGUUUUAAUGUCAUCAGUAUAUGUUUUGUGUAGUUAACCAUGUCUGCAUUCACAACUACGAAGAUCCACAUUUGUGAUAUGCGGUUCCAAUUUUAGGUGGCAUCCCUAAUAAAUGGAAAAAAACAAAAAGA